AUGAUGAUUAAAAGCCGCCACACCAUUCAACUCAACAACUGCGUUACGAUAGUCGUAUGGCUACAGACAUUCGAUGCGGCACGAUAUUAUCCCCUUCGAGAGUUUUCGAUGGUGAUUAUUACUGUCCCUUCGCGUUUCGGGUUGGUGGCUUACAGGGUGAGAAGCCAAAGGUCCCAACAACGCUCCGUUCAUCCUGGCACGUUACGCAUUUCGUGGGGGAAUCCAGAGUUGCCCGAAAAUUGUCGAGUCAUCUCCGAUAUUUUUUUGCAAAGAGUCGAGGCUUUUGUCCAAAGGAUGUGGGCAAAUCAAGAGGGGUAUGAGCGAUUCGAAUCAAGUGGCGCUCGAUGGCUAUUGGAUGUUCUGAGACGAGAGUUGGGACACGAUUUCUUCGACCACCAAAGGCUUCGUUUGGUAAUGGAGAAAGUCGUUGCCCUGUUGCAUUCUGAUUGA
Puccinia triticina is the source of this 450-nucleotide messenger RNA. RefSeq lists its product as uncharacterized. The record is from RefSeq and is a predicted model, not a curated record. The coding region runs from base 1 to 450 and encodes 149 amino acids. NCBI's taxonomy places the organism in Eukaryota, Fungi, Basidiomycota, Pucciniomycetes, Pucciniales, Pucciniaceae. The transcript has a single exon.